Molecule: messenger RNA, 1666 nt
Organism: Syngnathoides biaculeatus (alligator pipefish)
Lineage: Eukaryota; Metazoa; Chordata; Actinopteri; Syngnathiformes; Syngnathidae
Product: cellular retinoic acid-binding protein 2-like
Exons: 4
Coding region: 375-803 (142 amino acids)
Biological process (GO): fatty acid transport
Cellular component (GO): cytosol; nucleus
Molecular function (GO): fatty acid binding
Source: RefSeq, a predicted model, not a curated record
CAAAGUUAGAACAACAAAACAAUGUGUGUUCAUGGGAAUUUUAGGUCAGCCUAUGUCAUAUUUCAGUUUUUAGGUUGAGAUGGCACAAAGUUACGGUUCUUUGAUAUGAUAUUCAAAACAGCUACCAGUGUGGCAGAUCCUAUUUUUUCCAUCUGGAAUCCAAACGUCUCACCUUGCUGAUGGAGGGUGCAUCAGCAAGAGCGCUCCUUGCUCUUCUUAUUGGCUGCAACUUCUUCACAUCCAGGCAAGCUAUUGGCCAAUAGAAAAGACCCAGAUGCAAGCGAGAGGAGUGGACUUUGCAGACCUGGUUCACAGCGACACACGCACGCAUACGUUGUGCAGAAAGAAACCAUCCACACAGAUCGAUUGUCAAGAUGGAGAAUAAAAUCCCGGACUUCUCUGGAAAAUGGAAAAUGAAGUCGUCUGCAAAUUUUGAAGAGCUGUUGAAAGCGCUGGGUGUGAAUGUGUUUGUGAGGAAAAUUGCUGUAGCGGCAGCGUCCAGUCCUGCAGUGGAAAUCACCCAGCAGGGGGAAAGUCUGUCCAUCAAAACAUCCACUAACAUCCGCACAACCUUUGUCUCCUUCACUGUGGGUCAGUCUUUCAAUGAGACCACCGUCGAUGGACGCCCCUGCAUGAGUUUUCCAGCAUGGGCAUCACAGAGCAAGAUCAGUUGCGAACAGACUUUACAGAAAGGGGAGGGACCCAAGACAGCCUGGACUCGACAGCUGACUAAUGAUGGAGAGCUAAUACUGACAAUGACAGCAGGCAAUGUUAUCUGCACCAGAGUUUAUGAAAGGGAAUGAGGAAAUGACAACACUGUCAUCUAAUACUCCUCCUUUGUGCCUCGAACAUACCUCAUGGUUCCUCAUCUUGCUCUUCCCUUUGUCUUCAGAGAGAGGUCACUCUGGGUCAGCUCAAGUUACACCCGAAGAAAAUGAUUUCAUCUACAAAAUGUGUUCAUCACUUUGGUCAGGAGUGUCAAACUCAUUUUUGUCGAGGGCUGCAUUGUAGUUAUGGUUUCCCUCAGAGGGCCGUUAUUACUGUGAAACGAUAAAGAUCUUUAACCGCCUCAUAAUAUUGACACAUGACCUUUUUGAACUAGUUUUGUAAUCAGAAAUCAAGGGUAAUGGGUUUUUCAACUAUUGUUGAUGUCUGGUAACACAAAAAUGCUUGCAAUAUCUAAAUGUUAUCAUUUAUAACAAUUUGAAAUUUUUGUUCAGAUUUUAAUAACAAUCAUGGAAGUUGAUACACAUGAUUUGGCUUUGCAGGUCACAUGAAAAUCAUGUGGCGGGCCGGAUCUGGCCACCAGGCCUUGAGUUUGACACCUGUGACUUGGGUUAUAAUUACACAAUUGCUUGGAUUCUUAGUUCCCCCAGUUCCAAAUUAUUAACCUUGAAAACGUGGGGACAGACUUUUCAUGAAAAUUUUCAAAUGUGUCCCUUGAUCUGCUAUGGAGAUACUUAACAAUAAAUUAAUUAUUAUAUAUUACUUUUAUCGAUACGGAGAAAUCUCAGCAUGUGGAAGCUGUUAUAGCAAAGGUGGUCUAUUUUAUUCAUCAAUUAUUUCAAGUUAAGUCCAAAAUUCCAUAGGUUAAUUUUUGUAUCACCAAACCUGAAUGGAGUAUCGAUGAAUCAAAAAAAGAUAAUAAAUUAAUUAUCGAUUUGUU